Molecule: messenger RNA, 2370 nt
Organism: Trichoderma asperellum CBS 433.97
Lineage: Eukaryota; Fungi; Ascomycota; Sordariomycetes; Hypocreales; Hypocreaceae
Biological process (GO): transmembrane transport
Cellular component (GO): plasma membrane
Molecular function (GO): oligopeptide transmembrane transporter activity
Source: RefSeq, a predicted model, not a curated record
AUGGCGGCGUCAAUGCCAGAUGAUACUGUUGUUACUGAGAACAAGGCAGUCAGACAUAAUAUUUCCGAUGAGGGAGUUCCUUCUGGUGGCAACAUAGAUUUUGAGAAAAACGAGAAGGUUAAAGGCGGAAGCAGCACUGUUCCCAUCGAUAGUGACGACUACGACGACAAUAGUGGCCAAGACAAUGCCAGCGACGAUGUUAUUAUCAUUACCGGCGCUGAUGCAGCUGCCCAUCUACUGCCACUACGAGAUGAUCAUGAACCGUCCGUGACUUUCCGAAGCCUCUUUUUAGCUACUUGCCUUUCUGCUUUUCAAGCUAUCAUGAGCCAGAUCUACCAGUUCAAGCCAACGUCAGUAACAAUCUCAGGAACCUUUAUCGUCCUCAUCGCCUAUUUUGCAGGCAAUGCGUGGGCUGCGUUCCUUCCCCGUGGCGAUCGACUAAAGGCACGAUGGGCAGGCAAAAAAGGCCAAGAAAAAAUUCCAUUCUGGAUAUCCGUUGUCUCUUUCAUCAAUCCUGGCCCUUGGAAUCUUAAAGAGCAUGCUGUAUGUGCCAUUACAGCCACAUCUGCUUCAAAUGCCUCUGCCAGUAUCACCGUUUUCACCGCACAAAAUCUAUUUUACAACCUACCCUUGACUGCAUCAACUGUUAUCUUAAGCACAAUUUCGAUUGGAUUAUUUGGCUAUGGCAUCUGUGGCAUGCUGCGUCCUAUUGCAGUCUGGCACGUGGAAGCGGUAUACUGGAGCACCCUUCCGACAGUCAAGACACUUCAAGGACUUCACUGGCAAAGCUUGAAAGGCUCUAAACCACUUCGGGUUUUCUGGUACAGCUUCGUCGGCAUGUUCUUUUACGAAUUCUUCCCGGCUUACAUUUUUCCGUUCCUAAAUUCCGUUUCUAUUCCAUGCUUAGCAGCCAUGCGUGCAACUGGCUCAAAAGCAGCCGUUCUUACAAAUCUUUUCGGUGGCUCGCUUAACAACGAAGGACUAGGGAUUUUUAGUCUUUCUUUCGAUUGGCAAUACAUCACAUCUAUCAAUACUUCUUUGCCCUUGACGCUGCAAGCUCAUUCCGCACUUGGAUAUAUCGUUUGCUACAUUGUGAUGAUCGCCAUUUAUUAUAGCAAUGCUUGGAAUGCAAAAUCGCAGCCAUUCAUGUCUACGCAGCUCCGAUCUGAAAAUGGUACCAAGUAUCCUAUUUCUAAAGUGUUUUCUGGUGGCGUGCUUGAUGAAAGCGCUUUGCAGAAAUAUGGCAUCCCUAGGCUUACAGGAAGCUUCGCAUACGCAAUGUUCAUGGCAAAUGCAGCAAUAGGAGCCCUAGUUGCACAUUGCUGUCUAUUCUGGGGUGGAGAUAUCAAAAGGGCAUACAAGAGCGCAAAGAACGGACGAUACGACGACCGCCAUCAUGCACACAUGUCUGAGAAUUACAAGGAAACACCAUGGUGGUGGUACAUAUCAGUACUUGUUUUCAGCUUUGUCCUCGGCCUUGUCGUUGUGAUCAAAGAAAACAUUACGCUUCCUGUGUGGGCUUAUAUCGUAUCGCUAAUCCUUGGAAUCUUUAUCGCGCCCUUUAGCACCAUCCUCUAUUCACGUUAUGGUAACGGCAUUGCUACCAAUAAUCUUUCCAAGAUGUUAGCUGGCCUGAUGCUUCCGGGCCGCCCCGUUGGCAACAUGUAUUUUGCUGCUUGGUCACAUAACGUUAUUGUGAAUUGUGUCAACUUAUGCAAUGACCUCAAAAUGGGGGAAUAUCUCAAAAUUCCUCCUCGAGUCAUGUUUGCGACACAAAUAUACGGCACUGUCUUGGGCGGUUUUGUCAAUUACGCCAUCAUGAUCACUAUCGUCAAUGGCAACCGCGACCUUCUUGUAGACGGUAAUGGAAACGCUUCAUGGAGUGGUGCGACUAUUCAAUCAUACAACACCAAUGCGACCUCUUGGGCCCUCGCAAAAUAUCUUUAUAAGGCUGGUGCAGAAUACGAAAUGGUAUCUGUCGGUCUGGCUAUCGGCGCUGCAGUAGUUGUUCUUCAUCGUAUAUUUGCAUAUUUCGUCCCCAAAAUCCGAAACUUUUCCACUUCAGAUAUCAAUAUGGCCCAGUUUAUUCAAUAUGCGGGAUUCAUACCGUACAAUGCGUCCCAGACUUGUGUUAUCUUGAGUCAGCUUCUCGCCGGGUUUUUCACUCAGUUUUACCUCCGAAACUAUCGACCUCGUAUCUUCAAAGAUUACUCAUACCUUAUUACUGGUGCCUUUGAUGGUGCUAGUCUUACUGCACUUUUCAUUCUAUCUUUUGCAGUAUUUGGGGCCGGCGGUCGCUCUGUACCCUUUCCCUCAUGGUGGGGUAACCAUGUCGAUGGCUACUAUGACUUCUGCCCAGUCUCGGAGUAG